AUGGCUGACGAGGGUAUCUCAAACCACUAUCAGGUUCUGGAGGAGCUUGGCCGUGGCAGCUUCGGUGUUGUCUACAAGGGCAUUGAAAGAGCAACAGGUGAAACGGUUGCAAUCAAACAUAUCGACCUAGAAUCGAGCGAGGAUGACAUCCAGGAAAUUCAACAAGAGAUCUCUGUACUCAGCACAUGCGCAAGCCCCUUCGUCACCCAAUACAAAGCAAGCUUCCUUAGGGGACACAAGCUAUGGAUUGUGAUGGAAUACCUGGGCGGCGGCUCUUGCCUCGACCUCCUCAAGCCUGCCAAUUUUGCCGAAGGCCAUAUCUCCAUCAUAUGUCGCGAGCUUCUCCGGGGCCUGGAAUACCUUCAUGCCGAGGGCAAGAUCCAUCGAGACAUCAAGGCUGCCAACGUCCUUCUGUCUGAGAAUGGCAAAGUCAAGUUGGCGGACUUCGGUGUUGCUGCACAAUUGACCAACAUCAAAUCCCAGCGUAACACUUUCGUCGGAACCCCCUUCUGGAUGGCCCCUGAGGUCAUUCAACAGGCCGGGUAUGACUUCAAGGCAGAUAUCUGGUCACUGGGCAUCACAGCCAUGGAGUUAGCUAACGGCGAGCCUCCCCUGGCCAACAUCCACCCGAUGAAGGUCCUAUUCCAUAUUCCAAAGAAUCCGCCUCCUAGACUAGAAGGGCAAUUCAGCAGGGAUUUCAAGGAUUUCAUCUCGCAGUGCUUGGUGAAAGAUGCCGAUCGACGACCAUCAGCCAAGGACCUCCUAAAGCACCGUUUCGUACGAUCAGCUGGCAAGGUGGAGGCUCUUCAAGAACUUAUUGAGCGCAAGCGUGCUUACGAUGUUAACCUGACCCGCAAGAUGCACCCAGUGUUUUACCAGGAAACCCUUCAUACAAUCUCACCUAAGGACGAGUUCGACGAAUGGCCACCAGAGCCUUUCUUGCCUGCCGAGGCUUCUAGCAAAGAGGGCAUACUUGGCCAUCGGCUGUAUUCUAGGGCGCUCGAUCCCGCUCUGGCAGAACUUCAUGCGCAGACCUCGGAUAUGAGAAAGCGAGAGGCUCUAGCUAAGCUGUCUGAUGCUUUCAGUCUUUUAGACUCUGUAGAUCCCGAAGGAGCAUACCACUUCAUGCGCAACCUAGUGUCAGUGGUGUCGCAGGACGGAAAGCUGAGCAAUGCUUUCCUACAGCAGCCUGCCUCGAAGACACCGUUAGAUGAUAGUACGCCGCAAGGAACUGUGAUCAUUAAGAGUCAGCAGCCGACCCCGGCGGCGCCGCUCAGCCCGACGAAGCUGGUUCUCAGCCAGGCUAAUCCCCAUCUGAAGAGCCAUCGUAGACGACAAGGCAGCCUGGCACCUGAUUUCUCCCCAGAGAAGAUGGACAAAUCCGAGAAGGAAAAACUGAGAGAUAUGGAGAAGGCAGCUCUCGAGGCCAAGUUUCCCGGCCGCGAAGCACAGCCUGGGAUGGAGCACAUCAAGCAGCUGUCUGAGGUCCUGUAUGGACGCUGGGUGAACGGACUGCAGCUUCGAUGGCCCGCGAUUGCGGGCAAUUAA
Phaeoacremonium minimum UCRPA7 is the source of this 1548-nucleotide messenger RNA. Its product is annotated as putative serine threonine-protein kinase protein. The transcript is spliced from 4 exons. NCBI's taxonomy places the organism in Eukaryota, Fungi, Ascomycota, Sordariomycetes, Togniniales, Togniniaceae. The record is from RefSeq and is a predicted model, not a curated record. The coding region runs from base 1 to 1548 and encodes 515 amino acids. Gene Ontology annotation, biological process: protein phosphorylation. Gene Ontology annotation, molecular function: ATP binding; protein kinase activity.